AUGACAUCAACACAAAAGUUGCGCCCAGACGCCAGUCCGGAGGUCCUUGACUGGAUCUCCUUGGUUGCCUUGUUUCCCCUCUUCUUAACAAAAUGGUCGCUGGCAUUCUUGUUUUCUAACCAGAAAUCUCUUCACUGGCGCCAAAACUGCGCCCUGACAUUUCUGCGCACGCAAAGAAGCAUAUUUCCCACCCCUCUGCUCAGAUGGCUGGUCCGUCGUGUUUCCACGGGGUCCACAAUCAAGGACUACUGCAGCAAGCACAAGAUCGCACACCAGAUCGUCACUUUACCAGCUUCAUCGACCGAGCUUCAUCCUGCUCUUUUGCCGCCAGCAGUGUUGCAUAUUUUGACACUGGGCAAUGUUGAAGCCAAAUCCAGGUCUGGGAAAGCCCCGACGCUUCUUUACUUUCACGGCGGUGGUUUCGUGAAUCCAUUGCGAUCCCCUCACAUGCCCUUUAUCCUCGCAUGUGGCCAUUCAGUUCGAGCAAAGCAAAUCAUCAUUCUCGAAUACAGCCUAGCCCCGGAACACCCAUACCCAGCACAGCUCAUCCAAUGCGUGGCGUCCCUUUCCUAUCUUAUGUGCACCUCCUCUGGUCUCGGCAUCUCUGCCGAGGACAUUAUCUUAGCGGGCGACAGUGCAGGUGGUACGCUGGUUGGAUCAGUAUUGUCCCACAUCCAGAACCCCAGCCCUUAUGCCCCAAUGCUCCAGAUGAAAAGUGGUGAAGAGUUCCAGGCCGCGGUGAUGAUUAGUCCGUUUGUCAGACUGCAUAAGGAGUCGAUGGACUCCCCAAUGGGAAGCUACAAAAUGAAUGAAAAGCGAGAUUACCUGACCAGAAUACAGGUGGAUGAGUUUGGAGAGGCUUGGAAAGGGGAUGAGAAGGAGGUUUGGGCAAAUCUGUGCGGAGUUGAGGGAGCAGACAAGGUGUGGCAGGCUGUGUUUCAAGGAAAAGGUGGGGUCAGGUUGGUGAAGAAGCUGUUCAUCACGGUUGGGACAGCAGAAGUGUUUUUGGACGACUGUAGAUUCUUUGGCGGGGAGUCCUACGCCAAUACCCAGACCGUGAUUGCGAAACAGGAAAAGAGUAAAGACUGGACGGAGGAACUGGGGAGUUGGGAGAGGAUCAUGGUUGAGUGUGAAGGUGAAGCGCACGUCCAAGCGGUGCUCGAUGCUGCUUUGGGAUAUCAGGAUGGGGUCAUGACAAGGGCGAUCAUGACGUGGCUUAAGACGUUGUAG
Molecule: messenger RNA, 1230 nt
Organism: Podospora anserina S mat+
Lineage: Eukaryota; Fungi; Ascomycota; Sordariomycetes; Sordariales; Podosporaceae
Exons: 2
Coding region: 1-1230 (409 amino acids)
Molecular function (GO): hydrolase activity
Source: RefSeq, a predicted model, not a curated record